AUGUCAAACUAAUUGCAAAGCAAUUAAUAAACCUUUGAUAGAGCAAUCCAGUCCAUUUCAAAUUAUUUAAAUCAAAAUGAUCAUGAAAAUCAAUAAUAAUCUCUGGCUGUGGCUGGUUAAAUAAAGAUUGAUUGCAAAUAAUUGAGAGUCGUAACUUUAGCAUUCAAUCCAUAUUAAAAUUCAGAGAAUAAUAAUCAACUUGUUGUUGUAUAAGAAAAAGGGGUUAAUUUCUAUAAAGUUACAUUUAAUCAAGGUUCUUAAUAAAGCUACAAUAUUGAAGCUAAUUUUAAUUUUUAGGAACACUUAAAUGAUAAUGACACAAUCACAGCUAUUCAUUUUCCAAUUACAAAGUAGGAUAACUAACCAUUCUUUAUUGGAACUAAGAAAGGAAAAUUGUUAUGCGCAAUCUUGAAUCCAAAAAAGAAACUUAAAAAUCUUAUAUAUCUUCAUAGUGGUCAAAUAAGUUGUAUUUAAUAAGUAGAUGCAUAUGAUAAUAAAUUAAUUUUAUUAACAGGUGGUUAUGACGGUCUAAUUAAAUAAUUUGAAGUUAUCAUACAUUACGAUAAAGAAGUUAGAGGGAAUGAAAAUUAAGAUGGAUAAUAACCAUAAAAUCAAUAGGCAAAUUAAGAUGGAUAAUAAAUACAAUAAAAUCAAUAGGCAAAUUAAGAUGGAUAAUAAAUACAAUUAAAUCAAUAGGCAAAUUAAGAUGGAUAAUAAAUACAAUUAAAUCAAUAGGCAAAUUAAGAUGGAUAAUAAAUACAAUUAAAUCAAUAGGCAAAUUAAGUAGGAUAAUAAAUACAAUUAAAUCAAUAGGCAAAUUAAGAUGGAUAACAAAUACAAUUAAAUCAAUAGGCAAAUUAAGUAGGAUAAUAAAUACCAUAAAAUCAAUAGGCAAAUUAAGUAGGAUAAUAAAUACCAUAAAAUUAAUAGGCAAAUUAAGAUGGAUAAUAAAUAUCCAAUUGCUAUUGGAUAGAUUUCGAUAUCGAAUAUAUGCCAGCAGAUGAUCAAGGGGCGUUAAAGCAUGGCUCUAAGGAAGGGGUUUUUUGGCUAUCCUUAAGUGAUAUAAAAAAUGGUGAAAAAAGAAAAUAGAGACUGAUCUCUUCAGGUUAUGAGAAUAAUUUUUACAUUUGGGAAAGAAAUAUCAAAAGUUAUGAUUGGCAAUUCAUCCUCAAAUAUAAAAGAAAUGCUUUUGGAACAAGAGUUUCCUAUUAUGGAUCAGAUUGUAUAGUCUGGCAAAUGUUCAAACAAAAUUAUGUGAAUAUUUUAAUAAAUCUUGAUACAUCGAUAUUAAAUAAUAAUGAACUUGCAUUGAACUUCAAGCCGGAAAAUCUAAGAAAAGUUUAAUUCGAUGAGCAAUAUAAUGAUAACAAGCUAGAAAGACAUGAUAAUGAUAAAUUUCCGUUGUUAUACAAUAGAGAGAAGGACAUAAUGGCGAUGAAAUAUGGAAAUAGAAUUCAUUUUUUGAUAUGUAAAUCCUAAUUACCAAGCAAAGAAGGAUCACAAAACAUAGCUUAGCUCUUUUAAGCAAAGCGUGAAUUAAGCUUUAAUUAUUAUCAAUAAUACAUUUAAUGUAGUUUAGAUUGUACAGAAGGAGCAAUAUCACCAGGAGGUGAUAUGUUAGCAGUCUACGAUGGUUGCCAAAAAAAAGUGACAAUUCAUAGGUUAUGGUUUCUUUAAAAAAUCAUAUGAUAUUGAAAUACACAUAAUUUUGUAAUAAUUGGUAAAUUUUUAA
Molecule: messenger RNA, 1732 nt
Organism: Paramecium tetraurelia
Lineage: Eukaryota; Ciliophora; Oligohymenophorea; Peniculida; Parameciidae
Exons: 2
Molecular function (GO): protein binding
Source: RefSeq, a predicted model, not a curated record